Messenger RNA from Venustampulla echinocandica, 2793 nucleotides. RefSeq lists its product as uncharacterized. Bases 1 to 2793 code for a protein of 930 amino acids. NCBI's taxonomy places the organism in Eukaryota, Fungi, Ascomycota, Leotiomycetes, Helotiales, Pleuroascaceae. The record is from RefSeq and is a predicted model, not a curated record. Gene Ontology annotation, molecular function: ATP binding; microtubule binding; microtubule motor activity. The transcript has 3 exons. Gene Ontology annotation, biological process: mitotic spindle organization; microtubule-based movement.
AUGUCGAACAGCAUCAAGGUCGUGGCGCGGUUCCGCCCGCAGAACCGCACCGAGAUUGAGCAGGGCGGCCUGCCAAUCGUUCAGUUCGACGCGGAAGACACCUGCACUUUGGAUUCAAAAGAAGCCGCGGGAUCUUUUACCUUUGACCGCGUGUUUGAUAUGAACUCGCGACAAAAAGAUGUCUUUGACUUCUCCAUCCGAUCCACGGUCGACGACAUCCUCAACGGCUACAAUGGAACGGUUUUCGCGUAUGGUCAGACGGGUGCGGGAAAGUCUUAUACCAUGAUGGGCACGGAUAUAGAUAACGAUGAAGGCCGAGGUGUCAUUCCUAGAAUCGUGGAGCAGAUAUUUGCUAGUAUUUUGACGAGUCCCGGCACGAUGGAGUACACGGUACGCGUCAGUUAUAUGGAGAUUUAUAUGGAACGAAUUCGGGAUUUACUGGCUCCCCAAAACGACAAUUUGCCGGUGCACGAGGAGAAGAAUAGGGGUGUAUAUGUGAAGGGCUUGCUUGAGAUAUAUGUCUCGAGUGUACAGGAGGUGUAUGAGGUGAUGCGGAGGGGUGGGUCUUCGCGGGCCGUUGCGUCUACCAACAUGAACCAAGAAUCCUCACGGUCUCACUCCAUAUUCGUCAUUACGGUCACGCAAAAGAACGUCGAGACAGGCUCGGCGAAGAGCGGGCGACUUUUCUUGGUUGAUUUGGCUGGUAGUGAGAAGGUCGGCAAGACUGGUGCUAGCGGACAGACUCUUGAGGAAGCCAAGAAGAUCAACAAGAGUUUGAGUGCCCUGGGUAAUGUCAUCAACAAUCUUACCGAUGGCAAAUCCCAACAUAUCCCGUAUCGAGACUCGAAACUUACUCGGAUUCUGCAGGAAAGUUUGGGUGGUAACAGUCGGACAACGCUGAUCGUCAACUGCUCGCCGAGUAGUUACAAUGAUGCUGAGACCCUGGGUACGCUGAGGUUUGGUAUGAGAGCAAAGGCGAUCAAGAACAAGGCCAAGGUCAAUGCCGAGAUCAGUCCUGCGGAACUUAAAUCAAUGCUUAGGAAGGCACAAACGCAAACCGCAACCUUUGAGCAAUACAUCCAAGCUUUGGACGUCGAAAUCCAACUAUGGCGGUCUGGAGAGUCGGUGCCGAUGGAAAACUGGACUCCUGCCCUGGCUGGGACAACUGGAACUAAACUUGAAUCUCGACCUCAGCGACCCUCUACACCAUCAAGACUUACCACGGAGAGCCGAGCCGAGACCCCGGUUGCUUCGGAACGGUCAGCUACGCCAUCAUUACCUUUGGACAAGGAUGAGCGAGAAGAGUUCCUCCGAAGGGAAAAUGAACUUCAAGAUCAGAUCGCCGAAAAGGAAACUCAGAUCGCAACCCUGGAUAAAUCGAUCAAAGAAAUGAAGGAGGAGUCGUCAUACUUGAAGGAGCAUGAUAGCAAGACCAACAAGGAUAACGAGAAGCUCACUGGCGAAGUUAACGAAUUCAAAAUGCAGCUGGAGAGAUUAACAUUUGAGAGCAAGGAGGCCCAAAUCACGAUGGAUGGUUUGAAGGAAGCCAAUUCGGAGCUCACAGCCGAACUCGACGAAAUCAAGCAGCAAUUACUCGAUGUCAAGAUGAGUGCAAAGGAGACUAGUGCCGUCUUAGAUGAGAAAGAGAAGAAGAAGGCCGAGAAAAUGGCCAAGAUGAUGGCCGGAUUUGACCUGGGUGGCGAUGUGUUCAGCGAUAACGAGCGGUCCAUCAAGGAGGCCAUUGAUCAAGUAGAUGCGCUGCAUGAGCAGAGUGCGGCUGGGGAAGCCAUUGCCCCAGACGAGCUGCAAGAUAUCAAAGCAAUAUUAGUUGAGACCCAAGGGAUUGUUCGACAAGCUGAGCUAUCCCUAUAUGGAUCGUCCAACGAUGCCAGCGCCAAGCGCCGCGACCAGCUUGAAGAUCGCCUCGUCGCAGUCGAUCGGGAAUAUGAACUUCUAGAAAGAAACCUCAGCGAAGCCGAUGUUUCUGAAGUUAAGGAGCGUCUCGCAGAAGCUUUAUCAAACAGACAAGACGUGCAAAUUGAACUGGUCGAAGAUCUCAAGGCAGAUUUAGCACAAAAGUCGGCUGAGAUCCAGAAAUUCAAGGCCGUAAACGAGGAUCUUCAGCGGAAGGUCAAGAGUGGUGUUGUCGCCAAUGGCUCCUCUGGAAUGGCCAAUGGCAAGACCGUGCAACAACAAAUCGCCGAAUUCGAUGUUAUGAAAAAGAGCCUCAUGCGUGAUCUUCAAAACAGGUGCGAGAGAGUGGUUGAGUUGGAGAUCUCCUUGGACGAGACGAGAGAGCAAUACAACAAUGUCCUGCGCUCGUCGAACAACCGUGCCCAGCAGAAGAAGAUGGCCUUUUUAGAGCGAAAUCUCGAACAGCUUACCCACGUGCAACGGCAACUUGUUGAACAAAAUGGAAGUCUGAAAAAGGAGGUCGCGAUUGCAGAGCGCAAGCUUAUCGCGAGGAAUGAGCGGAUACAGUCGCUCGAGUCUUUGCUACAAGACUCGCAGGAGAAACUAACCGCCGCGAAUCACAGAUUUGAAGCACAACUCCAGGCCGUCAAAGAACGCCUGGAAGCUGCUAAGAGUGGUAGCACACGCGGCCUCGGCUCCCCUAGUGGACAAGGUUUCUCUUUUGUAGGUGCAGGCAGUAGAAUCGCGAAGCCCCUCCGAGGAGGCGGCGGAGCUGGCGAAAGUGCGAGUAUCCCAGUUAUAAAUGGUCUUCAAAGUGAAGCUAGCAGCGCUACGAGCAACAAAAGGAGCUCGUGGUUCUUCUCUGGAGGGCAGAAGUAG